AUGCUGCUUCUGCUCAUAAGUGCUUUUGUCCUUCUCCCGUGGGCUGGGGCUGGAAGGAUCGUUGGUGGACAGGACGUUAAGCCCCACUCCAGGCCCUACAUGGCCUGUGUGUCUGUUACAAGUGACUUAGGUGGAUGUAAUCCAGAGACAUUUACGUGUGGAGGCUUCUUGAUCCACCCAGGAGCAGAGCUCUCCGCAGCUCACUGUGUGGCUGGAAGAAGGGAAGGCUCUGUCUUUCUGAAAGUGACUAUCAGAGUCACCCUGGGAGCCCACAACAUGAAAGAGGAAGAACCAGGUUGGCAGGUCUUCCACGUUGACCACUGGGUCAUCCACCCCAGUUAUUCAGAAACUAACCUCAAAAAUUACAUCAUGCUGCUGAAGCUGAAGCCAAAAGCCAAACUGACUAAGGAGACCAGUCAAAAUGAUUAUGUGAAACCAGGAAGGACAUGCCAAGUAGCUGUCUGGGGCAGGACAUCACCAAAUGAAGGCCUGAGUAGUGUUCUGAGAGAAGUGGACCUGAAGGUGCAGAGAAACUGUGUGAAGACUUUCAAGAGGCAGUAGAUACAGCAGGCUAUGAUCUGUGCUGGUGAUAAGGAUGGCAAAAAAUCUACUUUACCUGGUGAUUCUGGUGGCCCCUUGGUCUGCAAAGGGAAGGCUCAUGGCAUCAUUUCCCAUGGACACAGAAAUCACUUCUUCCCUUUAGUAUUUACCAGAGUGUCCUAUUUUGAGCUCUGGAUACGUAAAGAGCUGAGCAGGUUUCUGCUCCAAGGCCUGCCUGAGGCUUCCUCCUCGGACUAA
Dryobates pubescens (Downy woodpecker) is the source of this 798-nucleotide messenger RNA. Its product is annotated as granzyme B(G,H)-like. Gene Ontology annotation, biological process: proteolysis. The record is from RefSeq and is a predicted model, not a curated record. Gene Ontology annotation, molecular function: serine-type endopeptidase activity. Lineage: Eukaryota; Metazoa; Chordata; Aves; Piciformes; Picidae.